GUGAUGCGGCGUAUCCACGCGAUAACGCGUUCGGCUUCCAAAACCAAGAAACCGAAAUAUCAUGACUUUUUAAAGAAUUGUUUAGCGGAAAAAUUUACAAAGGAUAUUAGAAGAAUGUUUAGAAACUUGGAGAAUUCUGAGACAAUGGCAAGAAAAGGAGUGAUGAAGAGAGAAACAGUGGAUUUUGAGCCCAACAGUGAAAUGGUGAAAGAGGACCAAGUCGACAGUCCCUUUGUCUAUUGUAUCUGCAGCGCUCUCUUCUUGAUGCUAUGCAUGCUGUUAUAUAAUGGCUACGUUUUGCGUACUAAAUCGUCUCGGCCAAUACUUUUGAGACACAAUCAAUCUGCAGAAGAAUGGAAAUUAUGCAAAGGAACUUAUAUUGUUUACUUCGUUACACCUAUAUUUUCAGGUUUCAAAAUCGCACGACUUGCUAUGUUGAAGGUCAAGCUUUAUGGAACCGACGGGAUAUACACAGGGUCCAUUCUUAACCCACCGAGUAAACUCUUUACAGCCGGUUCCACCGAACUACUUGUUCUAGCCUCACCAGAAAAUAUUGGUGAGAUUAAUGGAAUAACAUUUUUCAUCGCGACUUCGAGCAACGUGAAAGAAUCUUACAAAUGGGUCGUCUGCGACAUCGAGGUGCUAAACUACCAGAGCAACGAGCGGUAUAUUAUGACGAAGAAAUCACUAACAUUUCAAUUGAAAGCUGGCAUGAAUGUUACUUCGGCGUAUGUCAAACUGGAUAAAAAAAUCAGAUCCUUCCUUUUCAGGUCCUUCCAUGAUGUGCUACAUAAACUGAUCACCUAUCAUACUUGGACAUUGAACAAACAUCAUCACGGUACAUACCGCUUUCAUGACAAUGUCCUCCUUAUAUUCCUGAUAAUAUCUUUGAUUAUGUUAAUUAAUUAUUUGAUGAAUCUGUUGGUACCAUUGGAGAAAACCGAAGGAAAAGCAUUUACUAAUUUAGGUCACAAACUUCCCGCGUAUAUCUUUGUCGAUUUCCUGGUAUUUUUCAUCCCUCUUAUAUUUGAGCAUCUCCUUAGAAAUAUAAAUGUGAAAGAUGCAAUUCUGAAAAAUAAAGGUCAGCGUUUUCCACAUCAACUUCCACUUGAGGAAUAUGAACAUUUUUGUGUAGAUGAUAAAUUUGCCGAAUAUCUACAUCUGAUUUUUUGUAACCUAGGAAUCCAUCGAUGUGAUAGUAAAUAUGAUACAAGCAGUGAGGUGGAUAUUGAUGACGUAUACAUGGAACACAUGAAAGAAUUUGUUAGGAAGGAAGACAUGACUGAAAGUUUGAUAUCUCAUUGGUGGCCUGACCUUGAACAGUAUAAUGGAUGCUGUCUGUGUACAUUUAAUGAACAUUUAGACAAAGCAGAAAAGCGCAACUGUUUUGUUUUCAGAGAUGAAAUAGCUCCCAUUGUUAAUUUAAAUGAAUAUGCGUUUUCCAUUUUGAUUUUACGUUGUUGUUGUUGUUUGAGGAGUUUAAAUGGUAACUACAACGAAUUCCCGUCUCUCUCAACUGACACAUACAGAGAUAAAAUAAUUAAGAAAUUCGUUAAUUCUUUAUUUCUUCUGUUGCAUUUGUGCCGAGAGUUUUAUCUGAAUUAUUCGAAAACAAUCAAUUUAUCAAGUGUUUACAACACCUACAAGGCCGUCGUGUAUGAAAUACUUCAUUAUUAUAUACAUUGCAUUCUCCGGUCCAAAAGCAGUCAAGAAAGUAGUGAACUUCGUAUUGAUGAAGUAAUAAUAAUAAACGAUGCGAACUCCGUCCAAAAAGAUAUUUUUCCGGCCAAGCGUAAAUUCAUUAACAUGGUAAAUUCAUUAACAUGGUUUUGCAAUCGACAGUUUCAUGGAUCAACACGACAUCCCAGUGAUUUAAAAGAAACUUCAGAAAUCAGUGAAUUACCAAACCAAUAUCUUCCUUUGUUUAAUCAUUUAGACAAGGCGUUGGAAAUAAUAAUCGAUGCAGUAAUUUAUGUCGUUUACCAACAGAAAUACGCCAGCGAAAAUGAAAAAUUGAAUGCUAGCAUGCUGCAGGAAAUAUUUUCUUAUGCUUCCGAUAUUCUAGAGACUUGUGUUUAUAUUGAAAAUUCAAGCGAAGAAUUGAUCAAUAAAAUAGACACCAAUAUAUCCCAGCACAAAUUUCUGUAUAUAUAUACCAUUGUACAAGGUGAUGACUCACAAAACCCCAACUUUCACGAGCUGCAGUUAUAUUUCCAGAGGAGCGUACACGACUACGAAGUUCUGAUCAAAAAUGCUAUUGAUACUGUCGAGAAUAACAUUAUCGAUUCAUUUUUCUCAGAGGCGUUGUUACCUUAUUUACAAGAACAAUUCCCAAACGAGAAUGUAGAAUUUCCAGCAGAAACAGAAAUUAAAAUGUUAUGCAAAAAAGUUAUAGCAGAAUCUGAAGAGGAAGUCAACAAAGAAAAUAUAAUCCCGAUGUUUAUUUUUGCCCGCCUCACUCUAUUCUGGGGAAUUGCUGUUUAUGUUCAAGACAACGAAUAUGUGUUUAGUGGUAAAUUAACAGGACAAAGAUUAUUAAGUAAUAUACUUUCUGUUGUUAAGACUAACAGUCAUCUUUAUUAUCCACUGAAAAUUUGUUUACUUGAAGCUGGAAUAUGUGAAUAUUGCAGCGAAAAAUCCGAAUUAAAUCACCAAUGGUACGCUUAUUAUAUGAAGCUUUUUUCAAGACCAUUUUUGAAAUGGAGGAUAAUCUUUAAUUUUUUAUUCGAAUUGGAAAACAAAUUAAAAGCCGCUGUAUUUCAUUGUGUAGAAAACAUCAUGACUCAUACAUUUGAAAUGCAGUCACCGCAUGUCUCUAUAUAUUAUGCAUCAGUUGUCAUUGACCAGCAGUCAUGUGUGGUGGUCAACUUUGUCAAGAGUUUUGUAGCAGAUCGGCUCGGUUACCUCGACACGAAUCCGUCAACACCUACUUUCGCAGAGAAUCAAUACAAAGAACAGAUUUUGAAUCCUAGCUUUUUCAAACUUCGUAGAAAUGGGAUAUAUAACGUUGCCCCGUAG
Messenger RNA from Octopus bimaculoides (California two-spot octopus), 3018 nucleotides. RefSeq lists its product as uncharacterized. The record is from RefSeq and is a predicted model, not a curated record. Lineage: Eukaryota; Metazoa; Mollusca; Cephalopoda; Octopoda; Octopodidae.